AAAACCAGAAACUUGUUACGAUCCAAUAAGGGAUCACUUAUGUAAGCAGCUAGAUAGACCAAUCAGGAGCGCGCCGCAGAGCCGCAACCGUAAUAGCGGCGCAGCGGCGCCCUUCUGAAGGUCGGUAUAUAAGACGGCCUCCCCAGGCCUCUUAUAUUACGGCUCUUCAGCAAGCAAUAGCUUUCACAAUCGAUCAGUACCUUUUGGCUACUACUACCGUUGUUCUUAUUCCCAUCGAUAUACUCCUGUGCUUGUAACGGUCAUAUAUAUAUCACCGGAUCCGUUCAACAUCUCCAUCUUGAGUCUCAGCAUCCAUCUCCUCCAUAACACCAGAUCGACAUGGCUGCCCCUGCCCCUGACCGUAAUCUUGGAGCUGGCCAGCAUGGUGGUGAUACCGGGGGCUCAAGCUCCGGAAAGGCAACUCAAAUUCCGAUAUCUUCUCUGCUCAGGUCUACGCCCGCGCCCACUUAUUCCGCGCAUCCUCCGCCCACGCAUCCCGAGUCAGCGAGCCCUCAGGACCAGAACCCGACAACGCAAGACACAGGGGAAGCAACCACAUCGGCAGCCACAUCCACAUCGACAUCGGAACCAUGGCACCCCCCUUUCAUCAACUUUACAGCCGAUGGUAUGAAAAGCACGUUUCCGUCCAGGCAAACCGAAUCAGCAAACCCUCAGAACCAGAAUCCGGCAACGCAAAACGCAGAGGAAGCAAGCACAUCGGCAGCCACAUCCACAUCGACAUCGGAAUCAAGGUGCCCCCCUUUCAUCAGCUUUACAGACAAGAUGAUCGUCGCGGCUGGUAUGAAGAGACUUUGGGAGUUUUCUGAUGUUAAAACGUACAUGAAUGCAACAUACAUAUUAAGAUGGGACGCCCAGAAACAUCCAGAGGGACUGAGAAUCUGGAAGGAGGAAUUCAUGAACGCCACUUGGGACACUUAUCUACGAAGCAGAGCCUUGCUCGUCUACCACAAUCUAUUUAGUCAAGAAGCAUGGAAAGAGGUGUAUAAAUAUGUGAUGAAUGAGUUCCCGGAACUGCGAGAGGUGCAGGGCGAGACAGAUAAGGAGACUAGACAGAAUUUGAGGUUGUGGGAUGACGAGUUUGACAAGAGAGGGAAGAAGGAACGUACCCCUGAGGAGGAGGAGCAGUUGAAGGCCUGGAAUGAGGCUGAGAUGAUGGAGUGGGAGAAGUUGAUGGAGGAGACGAAGUUGAAGGAAAAGAAGGCAUUGGGGGAGCAAGAUCCGCAUCUGGACUUAGAAUAGACGCAGUUGAGGAGGGAAUGGGAUUGAUUUUGGAACUGGGGGU
Messenger RNA from Neurospora tetraspora, 1303 nucleotides. RefSeq lists its product as uncharacterized. Bases 340 to 1260 code for a protein of 306 amino acids. NCBI's taxonomy places the organism in Eukaryota, Fungi, Ascomycota, Sordariomycetes, Sordariales, Sordariaceae. The transcript has 3 exons. The record is from RefSeq and is a predicted model, not a curated record.